Molecule: messenger RNA, 5689 nt
Organism: Glossina fuscipes
Lineage: Eukaryota; Metazoa; Arthropoda; Insecta; Diptera; Glossinidae
Product: dystrophin
Exons: 23
Coding region: 502-5529 (1675 amino acids)
Biological process (GO): synaptic signaling
Cellular component (GO): plasma membrane
Molecular function (GO): protein binding; zinc ion binding
Source: RefSeq, a predicted model, not a curated record
CUACUAACCAGAAAAAAAAAACUCGAAUGGAAAAAAGAACUUAAAUAAUUUAAAAAAAUAUUCUCUUAAGAAUUUCGAUAGUUUCUAUAACGGCUUGAAAUUAAUAAUAAUAAAAAUAAAAAAAUAUUUGAAUGAAAUUUUUCGGACAUAAAAAAUCUUUUUUUUUUUAAGCAAAUCAAUAAACCGGAAAAGGGUGGCUUUUGUAUUAUCAUAACAAAUUCGCUUGUACAUGUGUUUGUGUUAAAGUUUCUACUAUUCUAAUUUUUCAUAUCAACAAAUUACUAGAACUACAAAAACCUUUCAUUCCACGCAAAAGUAAUAAACAAUUUUUAGUUGAUUGUACUUUGACAGAAGAAAGCCUAAAUGUAUGUUAAAAUGUGUGUUAAUCAAAAUUUGUGGAAGAAGUAGACGAAAUGAAAGUAAUCCAGUUUUCAAAUUAAACUCAUUCAAAAUCAAAUACGCACAAUAUCUACUUGUUAUAAUCCACUCUAUUAAUCCAGUAUGACGGCGAAAGCUAGCGAUAAUGAUAUGAAUAAAAUGGCUUCUGAGAUUCCGCGUCUUAGUUCCGAAUUGGCUGCACAAGCUGCUCUGAGGGCGCAGCAAAUAUUGCGUAAGCAAGCUUCUCAGGAGGAUUAUACUUUAACACCACCAAGUACGAUUGGUAAAUCAAAUGCGCCAUCGUUGUUAGGUCAAUUGCCUCCGAAACCAAUUGGAUCUGUGCCACCACCAUUGCCACCUCAGCACAAUAAACCAGUUCCUGCUAUACCAGCUCGAGCAGCUGAUCGUGCUACGCCCCCAGAAAUACCGCCCAAACGUCACAGCUUAAAAAGUUUGCCUGAUGGGUUUAAUUUACCUCCACCUGGUCGGCAGCCACCUCCGCUACCCAAAAAACCUGCAUCUGCCCAAAGCUCAGCACAUAGUAGCGCACAAAAUUCACCCUUAGCUAUAGCGAAAUUUAAAGAGAAGCCACCUCUACCAGCCGAUAAGCCGGAUAUAAAAAGGUCUUCCAAUCCUUUUGAUUUACCGUUAGACAAAAAUGUCCCUUCGCCAGCACCGCAAAGAGCUAGCGAUGUCAAGAAAUCGGCGGUUAAUGCGGUUGCAUCGCGGCUCUCCCCUACCGACGACUUUGGUUCGGAAGAUGCCCUGCGUGGCAUAGAGAGUGGCAUUCGUAACAUGGAGCGAGCAAUGCAAGAGCAAAUGAAUUUACGUUCACUGGAGGCUGUACAAAAUAAUUUCGAUAUACAAUUCAAAGCAGCUUUAAGUACAGGUGGACGGCAUAUAUCUUCUGUUAAUAUGCGAGCGGCUGCCUAUGAGCGUAAUCUUUCUUUAGAUGAAAACACUAGUGCACACAAUGCUGCAGCUGCUGCUAGGCAAUCAUUUGAGGAACUCAAGCAUUUAAGGGCACAACAAUUGCAAAAUGCUUCCACCAAUAAUCUUUCGCAACUUGAGCAAACACAACAACAAGCCAUGCGCUCAACAAUCGAACAUCAUAUGCGCUCAUUGGACCGCAACUUACCCUUGGAAUUACAAUAUAGUCGUCGCGCUCAUGCUCAAGUUGUGGCACAAGAAUUUACCAAGACCUCGAAUACGAGCACCACAGUAGCCCCUCCAGCAGUUUCGCCCAUCCCCUUGAGUAAUGAAUUCCGCGAACACAUACGUCAGCAACUGCUUGGUAACAUACCUGGUAAUGUGGUGCAUAACACAGGUCAGGCCCCGGGAUCCGCAGCGGCUGCUGCUCUGCUGCAGCAUCAGGCACAAUCGCGAGCAGCCGCGGCAGCAGCUGUAGCUCAAGGGGGGCCUGUAGCCGCCUUAACGCGUGAGGAAAUCCGUAUGCGGCGUCGCUCGUCACACGAUGAAACACAAGUACCACAAAGUGUUUCGCCAGUCCUACCGGUCACGCGUUUGAGGGAACAUUGGGACGAAACCUCACAAUGCGUUCUGCAGAGAGCGGCCCAGUUGAAAAACAUGUUGGGCGACUCGCAAAGAUACGAAGCCAAACGGUUAGAACUGGAAAAGUGGUUACAGCGUAUGGAGGCUCGAGCUGAACGUAUGGGUACGGUGGCUACAACGGCAGACAUACUCGAGGCGCAACAAAAGGAACAAAAGUCUUUUCAUGCCGAACUGCAUCAACAUAAACCACAAUUCGAAAUUUUUAAUACUCUAACGCAAAAAUUGAUUGCUGUCUAUCCGUCAGAUGACACAUCGCGUAUUAAAAAAAUGACAGAAGGUGUCAAUCAACGAUAUUCGAAUUUAAACAAUGGUGUCAUCAAUCGCGGUAAACAACUGCAUGCAGCUGUUCAUAGUUUGCAGUCAUUUGAUCGGGCUAUGGAUCAAUUUUUAGCUUUUCUGUCUGAAUCUGAAUCACUUUGCGAGACAGCCGAAGCCGAAAUUGAGCGCAACCCGCUGAUGUUUAAGGACUUGCAAUCGGAAAUUGAAACUCAUCGUGUGGUAUAUGAUCGUCUCGAUGGCACUGGCCGUAAACUUUUGGGUUCACUAACCUCACAGGAAGACGCUGUAAUGCUGCAGCGACGGUUGGAUGAAAUGAAUCAACGUUGGAAUAAUUUAAAAUCAAAAAGCAUUGCCAUAAGGAAUCGUUUGGAGAACAAUUCGGAGCAUUGGAAUGCGUUGCUAUUAUCAUUACGGGAAUUAACCGAAUGGGUCAUACGCAAAGAUACCGAACUAUCGACACUUGGUGUCGGCCCGGUUAGAGGAGAUGCUGCUAGUUUACAAAAGCAAUUGGAUGAUCACAAAGCAUUUCGCCGUCAAUUGGAGGAUAAGCGUCCAAUUGUUGAAAGCAAUUUAUUAAGUGGACGUCAGUACAUAGCCAGUGAACCACCAGUUUCCGAUACGAGCGAUACUGAAGCUGCUCAUGAUACGGAUUCACGUUACAUGUCCGCCGAGGAACAAAGCCGUGAAUUGACACGCAGCAUUAGACGUGAAGUUGGCAAGCUAUCAGAACAAUGGAAUAAUUUAAUUGAUCGUUCAGAUAAUUGGAAACAUCGCCUGGAUGAGUAUAUGACGAAAAUGCGUCAAUUCCAAAAGGUUUUAGAAGAUCUAAGUUCACGAGUAGCCUCAGCUGAGACUACCCAAGCCUCUUGGGUCACUCCUAGCAGUUCAGCGGAAGCCAGUGAACAAAUGCAGCAUUUACAACGUUUACGUGAUAAAAUGACAACUGCCGGUGCUCUACUGGAUGAUUGCAACGAACAGCAAUCGUUUUUCACCGCUAAUCAAGUGCUGGUUCCGCCCACUUGCCUGUCCAAAUUGGAAGAUUUGAAUACUAGAAUGAAACUUCUUCAAAUUGCCAUGGACGAGCGUCAUAAAGUUUUGUUAACUGCCGGCGGUAAUCAGUCGUUGGAUAAUGGAGAAGAUGGUCGUACCACAUCAAAUAGUGGCACCAUAGGUCCUCUACCCAAUUUAGGUCAAAGUGUUAAGCCCCCUUGGGAGAGAGCUACAACAGCAGCCAAUGUGCCUUAUUAUAUAGACCAUGAACGUGAAACCACCCACUGGGACCAUCCCGAUAUGAUUGAUAUGAUGAAGAGUUUAGCCGAUUUGAAUGAAAUACGUUUCUCCGCUUAUCGUACUGCCAUGAAAUUACGUUCAGUUCAGAAGGCCUUAGCACUGGAUCGUAUACCGAUGGCUACGGCUAUAGAAUCAUUUGAUCGUCACGGUUUAAGGGCACAAAAUGAUAAAUUGAUCGAUAUACCCGACAUGACAACGGUACUGCAUUCACUGUAUGUGACUAUCGAUAAAAUCGAUUUAACUAAAUUAUUGGAUUUGGCUAUAAAUUGGAUAUUAAACGUUUAUGAUAGUCAGCGUACUGGACAAAUUCGAGUUUUAAGUUUUAAGGUGGGUUUGGUUUUACUAUGUCGCGGUCAUUUAGAGGAGAAAUAUCGUUAUCUGUUCCGGUUGAUAGCGGAUCCUGACCGUAAGGUCGAUCAACGUAAAUUGGGUCUACUACUGCAUGAUUGUAUACAGGUUCCUCGUCAACUAGGUGAAGUGGCUGCUUUCGGUGGUUCCAAUAUAGAACCCUCGGUACGCUCAUGUUUAGAAAGAGCCGGCAUUUCGCAAGAAGCAAUUGAUUCUAAUCAAGAAUUAACCAUUGAGUUGCAUCAUUUCCUUGCUUGGCUGCAACAUGAACCGCAAAGUUUAGUCUGGCUACCGGUAUUACAUCGUUUGGCAGCUGCCGAAACAGCCAGACAUCAGGCAAAAUGUAACAUAUGCAAAGAGUAUCCUAUCGUUGGUUUCCGUUAUCGUUGCCUGAAGUGUUUUAACUUUGACAUGUGCCAAAAGUGUUUCUUCUUUGGACGUAAUGCCAAGAAUCACAAACUUAGUCAUCCUAUGCAUGAAUAUUGUACAACGACCACUUCCACCGAAGAUGUUAGAGACUUUACAAGAGCCUUGAAAAAUAAAUUCAAAAGUCGCAAAUACUUUAAAAAACAUCCCCGAGUGGGCUAUUUACCGGUGCAGAGUGUUUUGGAAGGUGACGCCUUGGAAAGCCCUGCACCGAGUCCUCAACACACAACGCACACUCUACAAAAUGAUAUGCACUCAAGACUGGAAAUGUAUGCUACGCGUCUAGCUCAAGUCGAAUACGGUGGCGGUACCGGUUCCAAUUCCACGCCAGACAGUGAUGAUGAACAUCAACUAAUCGCACAGUAUUGUAUGGCUCUACCGACAAAUAAUGGUGCUGGUGGUGCUCCUAAAUCUCCCGUUCAAGUAAUGGCUGCUAUGGAUGCCGAACAAAGGGAAGAAUUAGAGGCAAUUAUACGCGAUCUGGAAGAAGAGAAUGCCAACUUACAGGCGGAAUAUCAGCAACUUGUUACCAAACAACAAAGCACAACACCCGAAGACGGUAACGGUAGUGGCAUGCAACAUUCCAAUUCCUCAAUGGGCAACUUGGCAGCGGGCUCAAAUAACGCAGGAGAGCACGGUCAGGAUAUGAUGGCUGAAGCUAAAUUACUGCGUCAACAUAAAGGCCGCCUGGAGGCUCGCAUGCAAAUUCUCGAGGAUCAUAACCGUCAAUUGGAAGCGCAAUUGCAACGUUUGCGCCAAUUAUUAGACGAACCCAAUAAUGGUGGCGUUGGUGGUUCCGGUUCGGCAUUAAACUCAAAACCGAACACUCUUCAAACGCGAUCUGUAACCGCCUCCCAGUUAAAUACAGAUUCACCAGCCAAAAUAAAUCAACAGAAUGGUCAUUACGAUCAGAACACAAAAAGUCUCAUAUUACCCGGUAUGAAUGAUCAUCUUUUGGUUGCGACCGCAUCAGGAAAACAUCAUCUCUUGACAGCCAAUAAUACAGCAGCGAAUAUACAUGCUCUACAACAGCAACAGCAACAACAACAGCAGCAGCAGCAGCAACAACGUAGUUCACAUGCUGGCAAUGGUGGCAAUGGUGGUUUAGAUAUGAACAGUAGUCAUAGCCAUUUACCGAACUUGGCAGCCCUCAAUUCGUAUCUAACAGAUGAUGGCAGACCACCGCCACCGCCACACAAUGCCAUAAUGCAGCACAAUGCAAGCGAACAUAAUUAAAAACAAAAAAAAAAGUGAAAUAAAAAGCUUUUCAAAGGCCAGCAUUGUGUAGCUCCACUAAUGAAAGGCGGCCAUUGGUAAAGCGGUAGAAGAGUUAGUAACUGUUAUAACCGAACAGGAAAUUGAGCAGACCUUGGACGCUGAAGAUCUUGAUAUGACU